AUGCAAGAUUUUCCCACGCAUCAAGAUGUGGUCUGUAAGACUCCAGAAAACACUAAGGCUUCUCAGAAUCUGAGCGCUUCAAAGAAAGCUCAACAACAGGAUAGUAAAUAUGGACCGGCGAGAGGAGCUGCUACUAAUGGUCCCGGGAGUGUAAGUGGGAUCAUUGACGAGGGACCGUUCCGCCCAAGCCCCAACCAGUCCUCUGCUAAAGAUCCGAACCUUUCUGUCAAAGCAUCUCUGGAAGCUGAAACAGAUGAUAAUGGAGGAGAGAAAGAAGAAGAGGAAUUGGGAUUUAAAGAUGCGUCGUCUUUCUCCAGCCGUCUACAAUCACCCACCCAUGUAAAGACAAACGAGAUUGGGUAUAAGCUUGCUUCCUUCUAUGCUACAAAGAUACGCUUUGCUGACCGCUAUGACAUUCUCGUUUGGAUGACCGGCAAGCACCUUGGAGAUAUUGAAGGGAGACAUCUUGAGACCAUGGAAAAUGUAUUUCGCAUCAUUUCUCUCCUUCGCCACCGGCUAGGAAAAGAGGAAGGUGAUCUACCAAUCUAUCGUUUCAUAGAGCGCCUACGAAAUCCAGUGGAGCAUCCUGCUAUAUCACAAAUUCUCAUUGGACUUGAAACUGUUUCGGAAGAGAUAAUUGAGGAGUUGCUAGCUCCAGGUGAUGAGGGCUCUCUCUCCCUCUUCCUAGUUGCCCUAGAAGAUCUAGCCAGCGAUUCUCAAACUCACGAAUUUCUCCAACGAGUCAUGCCUCGAAUAAUUGAGAAAUGCGACGGCUUCCAGCAAACAGAGAGCAAUCUUGCCAUUCAUUCCAGAUGCAUCCUAGCAGAGAUUCUGGUAGACAGCGCACAACACGAGAGAGCCAAGAGUGUCUUGAGAGGCACCGGGCGACCCUUGAAGAACAAAGUUGAUUCCAAGUCUCUGUUAGAACUUCCGACUAUCAACUUGGUUCGGCGCGUAGCCAUCACCUUCUUGAGAGCAAAUGAUCUAGAGAUGUGUGAUAAAGUGAUAAAGCGAGUGGUAGCGAUAUUCGACACUGGUUUCGCAGCCGAAAAAGAGAGCUUCCACUACCUAAUCUUGAUUGACUUCCUUAUCUCUACAACAUUAGAGAUCCAGAAGAGAUACGAAUGGGAACGAAGCCGCCCUUGGGUUGAGCGAGCUCUUUCUUUAUCUUACUCUCUAUUUGGUCUAAAUCACUCACGAACGAAGCGGAUAGAAAAAAUGCUUGAAACCCACAAGGUGGAGCAACUGUUUUCGGUGACAACUAUGCGCGCCUUGCUCAACUAUCUUUGCACUUCAAAUACGUCUAAUGCCUGA
Messenger RNA from Trichoderma asperellum CBS 433.97, 1314 nucleotides. RefSeq lists its product as uncharacterized. The record is from RefSeq and is a predicted model, not a curated record. NCBI's taxonomy places the organism in Eukaryota, Fungi, Ascomycota, Sordariomycetes, Hypocreales, Hypocreaceae.